AUGGCUUCCAGUGCUUUGGUGACACCUCAGAUACAUGGCCUUCUGUAUAAGCAUCUGCGAUUUCAUAUUGUUGGAGCAUUCAUUGUAUCCCUGAGUGUUGCAGCUUUCUGUAAGUUUGCUGUGGCUAAACCAAGAAAUAAGGCAUAUGCAAAUUUCUACAGAAAUUAUGAUACCAUGAGAGAUUUUGAAAAGAUGAGGAAGGCUGGUAUCCUUCAGACUACAAAGUGA
This is a messenger RNA of Tupaia belangeri chinensis (Chinese tree shrew), 228 nucleotides long. RefSeq names its product cytochrome c oxidase subunit 6C-like. NCBI's taxonomy places the organism in Eukaryota, Metazoa, Chordata, Mammalia, Scandentia, Tupaiidae. The transcript has a single exon. The record is from RefSeq and is a predicted model, not a curated record. The coding region runs from base 1 to 228 and encodes 75 amino acids.